Molecule: messenger RNA, 423 nt
Organism: Lasiodiplodia theobromae
Lineage: Eukaryota; Fungi; Ascomycota; Dothideomycetes; Botryosphaeriales; Botryosphaeriaceae
Product: Cupin 1
Exons: 3
Coding region: 1-423 (140 amino acids)
Biological process (GO): SRP-dependent cotranslational protein targeting to membrane
Cellular component (GO): signal recognition particle, endoplasmic reticulum targeting
Molecular function (GO): 7S RNA binding; endoplasmic reticulum signal sequence receptor activity
Source: RefSeq, a predicted model, not a curated record
AUGGCUGACAAGCACAUCAGCAAUGAGGAGUUCUUCGCGCGGCUCAAAGAGCUGUUCGAUGCGCGGCGCACCCGAGAUCAUGGCACCGUCUACUUGACGCAAAAGCGCCUAACCUUCGACCUCAACUCGCGCGAGGCGACGCCCACCAAGGUCGCCGACGACCCGCUGUGGGACACGCACCCGCCCAACCCGCUCCCCAUCAUCGUGCGCGCCACCAACGGCAAGUCCAAGGACAAGCGCGACCGCAAGGUCAAGCUGUCGACCAUCGUGCAGCCCGACCAGCUGGACAGCUUCUACGCCCGCUACGCCGACGUGUGCAAGAGCGGCAUGUCGGCCCUGAAGCCGAGGGAUCGCAGCAAGAGGAAGAAGGACAAGAGGAAGAAGAAGGCCGCUGGUGGUGGUGAGGGCGAGAAGAAGGCGUGA